AUGAUCAACCAUCCAAAUCCAAUCCACAAUUCUUCUGUUGUUCCUCAAAUAUCUACAAAUGUUGUGAACGUGGCUGACGGAGGAGGGGGAAAUCGAUCGAACCUGGAUUUGCAAUUACUGCAACAAGAGAAUCGUUGGAUCUUACACAAAGGUUGCUUAUCCAUAAGUGAUCAGGUGCUUGAAGCCAUAAGGAAGGAGCAUGAAGCAGCUGAAGCUAAAAAGGCUCAACUAGCCCUAAAUGCAAGGAAAAAAGCAAAGUACAUCACCAUCCCAGAAGGUUUUGACCUUCUCCAGCAGAAAAAAUGCAAGGGAAUGGCCACCGGAGGUGCUUUAAUUGAUGCAUUCAAUGUUGCGCAGAGAGAUGUUGCUGACAAAGAUUGUGCACGAAUGUUCUACGCUAGUGGUUUGGCAUUUAAUCUUGCAAGAUCCCCCUAUUUUCGGAAGUACUCACUGACCCUUGCAAAUAGCAGGUUAGCCGGAUACAUUCCUCCUUCAUACAAUAGGUUGCGUACCACUUUGCUUUCCCAGGAAAAAAAGCAUAUCAACAGGUUGUUACAGCCAGUGAAAGAUACAUGGAAGAAGAGAGGUGUUUCAUUGGUCUCCGAUGGGUGGUCUGAUAGGCAGCGCAGGUCUUUGAUUAACAUAAUGGCAGCAUCUACUGGGGGAGCUAUGUUUAUAAAAGCCAUUGAUGCGAGUGGAAAUACCAAGGAUGCAGAGUAUGUUGCAAACUUGUUCUUACAGGUGAUCAAGGAUUUAGGAGAAGCAAAUGUGGUUCAAAUUGUGACAGACAAUGCCUCAAACUACAAGGCUGCUGGGUUAACUAUUGAAGCCAAAUACCCACAUGUAUUUUGGACUCCAUGCGUUGUGCAUAGUCUCAACUUGGCCUUGAAGAGCAUCUGUGAGCCAAGAGAAAAAACACCUUACCAUGGCAAGGCAAAUUACAUCUUCAAUCACUACUCUAAUUUGAAAUUGCUAAGUGUAGCAGAAACUAGAUUUGCCUCUAGUUUUAUCAUGGCUAAACGCUUAAGGGAAGUUAAGACAUCUCUCGAAAAAAUGGUGAUGGAUGCAAGCUGGAAAACCUAUAGGGCAGAUGGAAACACUUUAGUUGAAACUAAAGCUCGUGAGGUGAAAAAAUGCAUUGUUGAUGACACAUUUUGGGAUCAGUUAGAUUAUCUUUUAAGUUUCACCGAACCAAUCAUUGACAUGUUGAGGAUAGCUGACACAGACUCUCCCGUUUUGCAUCUCAUAUAUGAUAUGUGGGAUACAAUGAUUGAGAAUGUGAAAAAGGGGAUAUUUGAACAUGAAGGAGAAGACAUGGAGUUUGGUAAAUCUGACUUUUUCAAUGUUGUGCACCAAAUUUUAGAGAGUAGGUAG
Messenger RNA from Rhododendron vialii, 1374 nucleotides. RefSeq lists its product as uncharacterized. The coding region runs from base 1 to 1374 and encodes 457 amino acids. The transcript is spliced from 5 exons. NCBI's taxonomy places the organism in Eukaryota, Viridiplantae, Streptophyta, Magnoliopsida, Ericales, Ericaceae. The record is from RefSeq and is a predicted model, not a curated record.